Haemonchus placei is the source of this 859-nucleotide messenger RNA. NCBI's taxonomy places the organism in Eukaryota, Metazoa, Nematoda, Chromadorea, Rhabditida, Trichostrongylidae. The record is from the annotation of a GenBank genome assembly.
CGUUCUCUCCCCAGUCAGAAUUCCACGAGUUAGCAAUCGUCCAGUACUUGGUGCCAUUUUCGACUCCCCAUCCAAUGACUUUCACAGCGUGUGCUCCAGCUUGUCUACCUCCUACGUGCACAUAGAUACCAUUUUUGUAGGCGCCAAAGUCUUCAUAGACGACAAAUACUGCUUGUACUGGUCCUUUUCUCAUAAUCUCACUUUGUAUGAGAGCUUCAUUUUGUGGAAGCAUAUACACACCCUUCGCAAAGACCUUGUCGCGGUUAUAGCGUUUCCCAUAACCAUAUUGACAGUAUUUCUUGCACACGGGCGUCUUAAAUGCACGGUCGUUUGGACAGUCACCAUAGGCUUUUUGUCCUUCAUUGAAUCCACAUGGAUAGAAAACGUACGGUUUGCAGUUACCCUUUGUUUCAUACCGUCCUCCACUGCACACACCACUAUCUCUAGCAUAUCCCCAUGCUUCAAUGCCGUAGCCUCCUUCGCACCCAAAUCCACAAGACAUUCCACAGCAUGAAAGGAUAUCGGUGUCCGAAAGUAUUGUCUUUACCCUACCAUUUGUCCCUAUACAAAGGCGAUCGGACAUAGUUUCCGCAGCUGACACGGCCCAACACGACCCGCAAUUUGACUGGUCUCGAAUGUAACCGAUAACCGAGGAACAGUUCUUCCAUUUGUCUCGAGCAUCAAAACUUUCUGGAAUUCCUUGAUUUGUAUCCAGCUCCUCUGGCAUCAUUGUUAGGUGUUCUCCACGGGGUGCAUGAAGGAAUUCCAUUUUCAUCAAAUUAUUCAGACGCUUUUCGGUAACUUCCGGAGAAUAUUCAGCCUUAAAAAACGACUGUUUAUUGUUGACAUAUUCCUCUAA